GCUACAGUUUUUGCUUGACCAUGUGUAACACAUCUAAUCAGUUCGGGUAUGUUUCCUAUUUCAUUUUGUAACUUCUAAAGCAUUAAAAACUAUGUUUAAAAAGGGCUGCACCAGGAAAUGGCAAAUGUAGGCUAAAUCAAAUUUUCAUUUUGCACGAUACAAAAUAUGUCACAUUUCCUACUUUUGCAUACCUUAAAACUGAAACUGCCUCGGUGGUAAAGAGUGAAAAGUUUCUCUGCAUGGUUAUGCUUUCAGUUAUUUCACAGUGGGAUUAGAUGUGCUGUCUGUGUGAUGGGGGUUUUACAGCAUGUACAACUUCUAAAUAUACUUUUAUUAGCUGUUUUGGAACUUAAAGCUGAGACACAGACACCCUGCAAACACAUUAAUGCUGGCAGCAUCAACUCUGCACAGGGUGACAAUGUAUCUAUUUCUUGCCAUACCACAACCCUUCACUCAAAUACCUUUAGUGUAAAACUACGCAGAACCAACCCAGAUGAAGUCGUCCUACAGUAUCCAAAUGCAGCAUCACAGCUUCACAGAUGGUCUGUAAGAACUGAUGCUGGACAUGUUAUACUUGAUCUUCAAAAUAUCACUUUACUCGAUUCUGGCCGAUACGAAUGUGAGGUGCACAUGGGUUUAGAGUGUACCACAACUAAACUGUCACUGAGGGUCAAAGAGUGUAAAGUCCUGGACCCAAUUUGGACAACUGAAAACUCUACAGUUACGCUAAACUGCCCUGAACAUCUAAACGUUGUGUGGGAAGUCAUUCAUGGUGACCAAUCAACAGGUGUAACCCGGUAUCGAUGCAAGCACUCAGAUAGCAGAAAUGGUGCACGGAAGCCUCUGUGUGAGAGAGUGAGAAUGAAGAACGAAUCUCUCAUCAUACGUGAUGUGGUAAACACUGAUGCACUAUGGUUUCGGUGCAGAGUGAAUAAAAUGCACUGCUAUGACGUAAGGCUCUACAUUACAGAUCACGAGACAUCUGAUUCAACAACAGCACGGGAAACAUUUUCAACAGCAGUGCAAGUCACAGUUCUCACAAAUGUAUCAGUCUCCACUGUUAGUGUUACUGACCAUAGUGAAGGUGACUGGAGCUUGACCGCAGCAGUCUCUGUAGUAUCUCUGUGUGUCAUCAUAACCUUGAUCAUGUUUGGGAUUCUGUAUCUGAAAAAACAAACAAGCGAAACAAGCAGCAAAUCUGAAUUAAGCCAGAUCUCCUAUCUUCUUCAGGAUUCUGUAUAUUUCUCUCAGAUUUCAGAUGGGCUCCAAUUCCCACUGAAUCAUUUUUUGAAAAAAAAUCCAGAAGCAAUGAGUUUCUUUGGUGCUGAACAAACAGAAGUUACAUACGUCCAACAGCCUGUAACAAAAUGUAGUUCUUCUUAAUAUGUUUCCACUUAAUGUUGAAAUUGAAGUCUCUUUCUGUACUGUAACUUCUAACUUUCUAAUGCUGUGCCAUCUUUCAAAAGUUGGAAUAAAGGACAAAAAUCUGUCCUCAACUGAUGUUCUAGUUUAACUCU
Molecule: messenger RNA, 1517 nt
Organism: Paramisgurnus dabryanus
Lineage: Eukaryota; Metazoa; Chordata; Actinopteri; Cypriniformes; Cobitidae
Source: RefSeq, a predicted model, not a curated record